AUGGCAUCUGAGCACGGUUCUGAUUCAGAAGAGAUAUUGGAGAGUAAAAAUACCUCAAAACCUGAAACGAAUAACACAACAAAGAAUAGACAAACUUAUAAUAUAAACAACUCUGAUAAUUCUAGAACUCCACUCGUGACAGCAGUGCUGAAUGGAGAGAACUAUCGCACAUGGUCAAGAUCAAUCAAGAUGGCUUUGCAUGCAAAGACGAAACUGGGUGCAGAUAGGAAGAGAGGAGAUGAAUAUCACUCAAGAUUAAAUUGUGAUCAUUGUGGGAAAAUUGGAUAUGUCAAGGAAAAAUGCUUUGAGAUUGUUAGAUAUCCAGCAAGUUGGGAAUCACGAAGAACUCAAAGGAGAGAACCUAACAAACCAAGAGGGCAUCAAGUAGAAAAUCUUGCUCAAGCCACUUAA
Messenger RNA from Vicia faba (fava bean), 411 nucleotides. The record is from the annotation of a GenBank genome assembly. Lineage: Eukaryota; Viridiplantae; Streptophyta; Magnoliopsida; Fabales; Fabaceae.